This is a messenger RNA of Rhodamnia argentea, 2662 nucleotides long. Its product is annotated as chloride channel protein CLC-b. Gene Ontology annotation, cellular component: plant-type vacuole membrane; intracellular membrane-bounded organelle. Gene Ontology annotation, molecular function: nitrate:proton symporter activity; voltage-gated chloride channel activity. The record is from RefSeq and is a predicted model, not a curated record. Lineage: Eukaryota; Viridiplantae; Streptophyta; Magnoliopsida; Myrtales; Myrtaceae. Gene Ontology annotation, biological process: transmembrane transport; chloride transport. The transcript has 6 exons. Bases 95 to 2464 code for a protein of 789 amino acids.
UACUCCAGUGGGACAAAAUGAGCACGGACAGAGUGCGUCGUAACAGCAGCUGAAGAGCAUUUGUCUUCAGUACAGUCUUCAUUUUUUGUUCUUCAUGAUGGAGGAAGACCCGAAUCCAGUUGCAGAGGAAUCAUCGCCAAAUGGCAUGGCCGGAGAAGCAGAUGGAGAAGAGAGAGACCCGGGAAGCAUUUCACUGAAGCAGCCACUGCUCAAGAGACACAGGACACUCUCUUCAAAUCCUCUUGCCAUGGUUGGAGCUAAAGUUGCACAUAUAGAGAGCUUGGACUAUGAGAUCAAUGAGAAUGAUCUGUUCAAGCAUGAUUGGAGAAGCAGAUCCAAAGUGCAAGUGUUGCAGUACAUCUUCUUGAAGUGGACACUGGCUUUUCUAGUUGGACUCCUCACCGGAAUCAUCGCCACGCUCAUCAAUCUUGCUGUGGAGAACAUUGCCGGAUACAAACUUCUCGCGGUGGUUCAUUUCAUAGAGAAGGAAAGAUACUUAACCGGGUUCCUUUUGUUCACCGGGACCAAUUUCAUAUUGACUCUGUUCGCUGCUGUUCUGUGCGUGUGUUUUGCUCCAACGGCAGCAGGGCCGGGUAUACCAGAGAUUAAAGCUUAUCUCAAUGGCGUCGACACUCCCAACAUGUUCGGUGCCUCAACGCUGAUUGUCAAGAUUGUCGGAAGCAUCGGAGCAGUAUCUGCAGGCCUUGAUCUAGGCAAAGAAGGACCUCUGGUGCACAUUGGCAGCUGCAUCGCGUCCUUGCUCGGACAAGGCGGCCCUGAUGAUUACCGUCUCAGGUGGCGUUGGCUUCGCUACUUCAACAACGACCGGGACAGGAGGGAUCUUAUCACCUGCGGUGCAUCAUCAGGCGUUUGUGCGGCGUUCAGGGCUCCAGUGGGUGGGGUGCUCUUCUCUCUCGAAGAGGUGGCCACAUGGUGGAGGAGUGCCCUUCUGUGGAGGACAUUCUUCAGCACUGCCAUUGUGGCAGUGGUUCUUAGGGCCUUCAUCGAGUACUGCAACACCGGUAGUUGUGGUCUGUUCGGACAGGGAGGACUCAUCAUGUUCGACGUGAGCAAUGUUACUGUGAGGUACCAUGUGAUGGACAUCAUCCCCGUGACUGUGAUCGGCAUCAUUGGGGGAGUUCUGGGAAGCCUCUACAACUAUGUCCUCCACAAAGUUCUCAGGCUCUACAGUAUGAUCAAUCAGAAGGGAAGAAUACAUAAACUUCUGCUGAGCCUGAUGGUCUCUUUGUUCACCUCAAUCUGCCUGUAUGGCCUGCCUUUCCUAGCCAAAUGCACGAAGUGUGACCCCUCCCUCAUGGAUUCUGUCUGUCCCACCACUGGACGGUCGGGCAACUUCAAGCAAUUCAACUGCCCCGACGGGUACUACAAUGACCUGGCCACUCUGCUCCUCACAACUAACGACGAUGCCGUUCGGAACAUCUUUUCCACAAACACUCCGAGCGAAUACCACGCUAUGUCUCUUCUCAUCUUCUUUGCGCUGUAUUGGAUUUUAGGCGUCUUUACCUUUGGAAUUGCCGUGCCAUCAGGUCUCUUCCUCCCCAUCAUUCUUAUAGGCUCCGCCUAUGGCCGUUUGCUUGGAAUGGCCAUGGGCUCCUAUACAAACAUCGAUCAGGGUCUUUACGCUGUCCUCGGUGCAGCCUCUCUCAUGUCAGGCUCGAUGAGGAUGACCGUCUCGCUUUGCGUGAUAUUCCUCGAGCUGACCAACAAUCUUCUCUUAUUACCGAUAACUAUGAUUGUCCUCCUCAUAUCCAAAACAGUUGGAGACAGUUUCAACCCGAGCAUCUACGAGAUCAUACUAGAAUUAAAAGGAUUACCUUUUCUGGACGCCAAUCCUGAGCCAUGGAUGAGAAAUCUCACCGUUGGUGAGCUUGCCGAUGCGAAGCCAGCACUAGUCACCCUCUGUGGUGUGGAGAAGGUGUCCCGCAUAGUGGAAGUUCUGAAAAACACAGUGCACAAUGGCUUUCCUGUCGUCGACGAAGGGGUGUUGCCUCCAGCAGGACUCGCCACCAGGGCGAUGGAACUUCAUGGAUUGAUCCUUAGAGCGCAUUUGGUCCAAGUGAUCAAGAAGAAGUGGUUCCUACAAGAGAGGAGGAGAACGGAGGAUUGGGAAGUGAGGGAGAUGUUUUCCUGGAUCGAUUUGGCAGAGAGGGAAGGGAAGAUCGAAGAGGUAGCUGUGACAAGGGAUGAGAUGGAGAUGUAUGUAGAUCUGCAUCCCUUCACGAACACGACUCCUUACACAGUGGUGGAGAGCAUGUCGGUCGCAAAAGCCAUGGUGCUCUUCAGACAAGUGGGGCUGCGACACAUGUUGAUCGUACCAAAGUAUCAAGCAGCUGGGGUGUCUCCGGUGGUUGGGAUCUUGUCGAGGCAGGAUUUGAGGGCCUACAACAUUCUCGCCGCCUUUCCUCACCUGGCGAAAUCCAAGGGCAGAGAAGGGGAGCAUUGAGUCCCCAUCCAGAUGAAGCAGCUCCGAAUUCCCAGUGGAAAGAGACUUCAGAAGAUUGAUAUUCUCAGAGCAACAACCGAUAUUUUCAAUUUCAUAUUCUUUGGUCAGGCUUGAAAGAAGAUAGAGAGGGAGAGAUAUGGCGAGGCUGUAAAAUUUUCAAUCAAUUAAUAAAUUAUUCUUUCGCAACUCUUUUUCCCU